AUUUUAAGAAAAAUGCUUCCUCUGUUUUCUCAACUAUCACUUUUAUCUUAAGUUUAAUAUAAAUUUGGUAAAGUACAAUGUUUCCAGACAAUAAUUUAUACAAUACGUCAAAAAAAGUGGGUUUAAAGUAUCCCGAUUCCGCGUUAAAUCAGCGGAUUUGGCAACACUGAGGAACAGUAAGCGGUUGCCAGAUGAUGCGUGACUGCGUCACCGUGCGUUGUAACGUCACCGCCAUGCGUUCGUGAAAGAGUUUAAUACAUAAUAUCGCGAGUACUUAUAUUAGUGCUUCACGCAGGCUACUGUAGACUUGUAAAUGAGAAUUGGUUCAUAAAGUGGAUCUGGAGAACAAAAAUGAUUUUGUGUUUAGAUUUUUACUGUGGAAUUAAUGUUUGCUUAUCCCUGCAAUCUACAUCAAACGUCAUAUAGCUGUCUCGUUUCGGAAGGCCGCGUCCCUGUAUCCUCUAAAGGAUGCAUAGGCUAUGUGGAGGAUCCUUCACUAGAAUCAAACGAGACGUUCUUCGUACUUCCUGUGACAUACUGGCAGAAAAGGAAACAGGAAAUACCACGUUGCCAUGACAACACGUUGCACUCCCACACCAGUCAAAUUAAUUAAAAUGAUUUCUGCAUGACUUUAAGCGUCUACCCUAAACAAUGCCCAACGAGUUAAACAAAUGUAUGCAUCGCUGUUUUAAACGUUUAAAAUCGCUAAACCUAUUUACUGCAUAUGCCUGUUAGGAUUUAAACGUGACACAAGUUGUAAACUUAACAUUUAAACGCCACGUAUUUGAUUGAAUCUGCAGCUGCUGGCGUCUAUUCAAAUGGCCGACGCAAAGAAUUGUGGGUUAUCCCCAGCAAUGAAGGACGCAUCUCAUGUGUCCUCCGAAUUCUCGUGAAAGUAGGUCGCAUUACAAGGGUGCAUAAGGAGGGUCCUUCCUCCUUUUAUGAAACGAGACAGUCGCAAAGUCUUCAAAUGAGACCUCCGAGACUAGACACAGCUUAUAGCUCAGUUUUUUAACAAAAGUGGGUCUUCUCGCGUCUAAUUUAUGUUAGAAGAUCCUUUCAAAAGUGAUGGACUGUAUAACUCACUUUACUGGAGAAUAAAAGGACGGUGUUUUAUGUGUUUUAUACAGGAGCCUAAGAGGUACAAGACUGAGAAUUACAGGUUUUUCUGGCUUCGCUUAACUGCUGUACAGUGGUUUACUGGUGUUGCUAGGCAACGUGACUUCAGGGAUUUCUCUUGGAUAUCUUGCUUGAAAGAGAAUUCAAUUUCACCCCUAAAUUAGCACAGAGCGAUUGGCAUGCGCAUGGACGGAUUGGAUUAAACAGCAGUAUAUAAAUGUCUUUCUGUUUCUCCUUUGCAGGUCCACAUAUCCGUAUUUAAAUACCGUGUUUUACAUGUCAAUUUGUCUUUUAUCUGAAAUGUGAUUUACAUAUGACUUUCUGGACACAAAAACCGGGCACAGAACGUUGACAAUUUUAUGACAGGCCACUCAGCCUGGCUGACGCCAGAUGAGCCUCAUACAGUCAUUUAUACCUACGGUUCUCUUUUGUGGAAGAAGAGCUCUUUCAGCUGAAUCACAAAUUGCUGUAAAUGUUUUUCUUCUUCUGACGCAGAUUAAUGAGACACACACAUGCACAAAUAUUUCAUCACUUUCAUCCUUUAAAUGUAAAAUAACUAUAUUUUCUAAAGUAUGGUUAAAUUAGACCCCUUAUAUGUACUGUAUAGACUAAACUGUGAUGUAUUCAUAUUAAAUCGGGUUUGAUGACUUGUUUUAACUGCCAUGCCAUCCUCUGCUCACCACAACCCUUUCCUGUCUAAAUCCAGUUACCACAUUACCCCAUUUGUCUAAAAGACCACCCCUUUAGCCCCUAUAAAUGCUCCUGACUUGCCCAUCAGCACAACUAACGAUGUCUGGAGUAUCCUACAAGACAUAUGCUGCCUUCCUCAGAUUGUUGUGUUGUUUCCACAUAGUCUUCCCUGUCCAUCUGUAUGAUGCAAAGUGCGGCCUCUCAGGGCCAAGAACCACCCUUAACCGUUCUGUGAGGAUCAUCGGAGGGUCCGAGGCCAGACAAGGGUCCCAUCCAUGGCUGGUGUCUCUCAGGAUCAGAGGGUCACAUUUCUGUGCUGCAGCCAUCUUGACAGAUCACUGGCUUUUAACAGCUGCUCAUUGUUUUGCGAGUUUAUCAGUGGACCUCCUGCACUCUGUCGAGGCUGUAGCAGGUGAUUUUAAUCUCAGAAAGGUCGACCGAGGGGAGCAGACCUUCGGCGUAAAGACCGUUAAGUUCCAUGAAAAGUAUCACCACUCCUCGCCAAUGAGCCAUGACAUCGCUCUCCUGGAGAUCAAAGGACGUAUUCAGUUUGGUAAUUUGAUCAAGCCUUUAUGUCUUCCAAAUCCUGGAGAGAGGUUCCCACCUAAGACCAUGUGUGUUGUUGCUGGUUGGGGUCGUAUUAAAGAGAGAGGACCGCUGCCUUUGAUUCUUCAGGAGGUGGAUUUGGACGUGGUGGAGCAAAGCAGAUGCAAACAAGUUCUGCAAACUCUUAGACCUGGACAAAAGGUCUUUACAGUCCUGUGUGCUGGUCCAGAGAGAGGAGCUAGAGAUGCCUGCCAAGGGGAUUCUGGGGGUCCUCUUCUCUGUCCCAGGGCAGACGGUAGCUUGGUAGUAGUUGGGGUCACCUCAUGGGGUAAGGGUUGCGGCCGAAGCUGGAAUAACAACAAGAUAAAACCUCCAUCGAGAAGAGGCUCUCCUGGAGUAUUCACUGAUGUCUCAUUGUUCCUGUUAUGGAUUAAGAUUAAUCUUAAGAAAGGUUUGAACAGACCUCUGUGCGGUGUAGAAGAUGGUGUUGUAUCUGACAGUAAAGGCAUUAUCAGAAAUCCAGCUCAUUUGGGGAAAAGCUACAAUAACAAUGAGAUAUGUCUGUGGUCCAUUCGUGUCACAGGUGGUAAACAUGUUUUAUUGGAGUUUCAAGAGUUUGGCCUGGAGAACGACAUGCGGUGCCAAAGCGACCAUUUGACAGUGUUUGUGGAUGGAAACAGGCAAAUCGGGCAGUUCUGUGGCAGUCAAACUCCUCCUCCAAUUCUUAUCGUGGGUCCCCAAAGUGUCACAGUGCAGUUUGUGUCUGAUGUAAGCAGAACAGGGACCGGAUUCAUCAUGCAGUUCAGCGACGUUGGGGAAGAGUAUAGUUUUGCAGAAUGUGGAACAGUGGUGCUGUUACAAUCCAAAGAGACUGUGCAGAGCCCCGCCCACCCACAACCCUACAACAACAACAUCCUGUGCCGUUGGGUCAUCUAUGCCCCAGAAGGUUAUAUAGUCAAGCUAAACUUCAACGACUUUGACCUUGAAGAGUCUGAGAACUGCCAAUAUGAUUCGCUUACAGUUUUUGGAGAUAUUAAUGAAGAGGACGAAAUAGUGGCUGUAUGUGGCAGAAGUGUUCCCCCAGCUGUCCUCAGCUCCAGUCAUAUAAUGGUUCUGCAGUUCAGCACAGACAGCAACGUAUCCGGCCGCGGUUUCAACGCCUUCCUUUCUUUUAUCAGCAAAAAAGAUCUCAGAGAUACGGCGUAUGAAGAUAACCGGGAGGAAGCAGAUGAUAACAUCAAAAUUAUUUCACCACAUUUACAGCCAGCUGCGUGUGGAAUUCCUGCUGUCUAUGCUGCCUCUGCGUUGGACGCCCUGAGGGAAGCAGAGGAUGAUGGGAUUCAUGCCUGGCUGGGGCACGUGAGCAUUGGUCUGGGUGCAGGUCAUGAGUGCAGUGGGGUUAUUAUCCGAAAAACAUGGAUUCUUACUGUUGCGCACUGUGUCUAUAACCUGGAGGAGAAAGCGUUGAGAUUUAUUACAGUAAGAACAGGGAGUAUAAAGGAACAGACCGGUGAUGUCAUCAGAGUUCUCAUACACCCUCAUUUCAACUCCUCCUCUCUGAACUACAAUGCAGCUUUGCUUCAGCUUAACUCUCCUUCAAGUCUUGGUGAAAGCACACGGCCUGUCUGUCUCCCCUCGGCUGGACAGGAUAUCCCCCUCUCCCUCCGCUGCUGGACCAGCCAAAUGUCAGGACAUGGCCGGUACCAAUCAGUACAGCUAAAAAUAUCCUUGCUGGAAAGAACAGUGUGUGAACAACACUUCAGAAGCAGAUUGACACCUACUAUGCUAUGUGCUGGACUGACUGAACUGGACACUGCAGGGUCGUGCAUGUCUCAGUGGAUAGAUUCAGGAGGACCUCUAUUUUGUCUCAGCAAUAUAUCCAGUGUUGUUUUGAUGGGGAUGAAGAGCUGGGGAGAACCAUGUGGUGGGAUGCAGAGAUCCGCAGUGUAUACUUCAGUUCCAGACCUCAUGCACUGGAUCUCACAGGAGCUGGACACAAAGUGAAGACACAGACAUAUGAACAACAUUCUUUGUUCUACUUUGUAUUCUGUAACCCUCACAAAAUAACUAAAAGUGAAUUAUAAAUAAAUACAAAUAUUUUGAA
Molecule: messenger RNA, 4459 nt
Organism: Triplophysa dalaica
Lineage: Eukaryota; Metazoa; Chordata; Actinopteri; Cypriniformes; Nemacheilidae
Product: ovochymase-2-like
Exons: 19
Coding region: 1876-4359 (827 amino acids)
Biological process (GO): proteolysis; acrosome reaction
Molecular function (GO): serine-type endopeptidase activity
Source: RefSeq, a predicted model, not a curated record